Messenger RNA from Xenopus tropicalis (tropical clawed frog), 2715 nucleotides. It is a transcript of the gene sucla2, whose product is annotated as succinate-CoA ligase, ADP-forming, beta subunit. Gene Ontology annotation, molecular function: catalytic activity; ATP binding; succinate-CoA ligase (ADP-forming) activity. The transcript is spliced from 11 exons. Bases 15 to 1397 code for a protein of 460 amino acids. Gene Ontology annotation, cellular component: cytoplasm; mitochondrion. The record is from RefSeq and is marked provisional. Gene Ontology annotation, biological process: tricarboxylic acid cycle. NCBI's taxonomy places the organism in Eukaryota, Metazoa, Chordata, Amphibia, Anura, Pipidae.
CUGAUAGAGACAACAUGGCGGCCUCCAUAAUGUACAGCCGGCUGUCAGCUGGGUUGAGGAGUCGGGCGCCCCGCGCAGCUCUCGGUUCGGCAGUUCAGGUACUCAGUGGAUUUCCUGGAGUGUUCGGGUGCCAUGGUGUCCAAGCACAGCAACACCGGAAUCUGUCUCUUCAUGAGUAUCUGAGCAUGGACCUGCUGAAAAGUGCUGGUGUUGCCAUUCCAAAAGGUUGUGUUGCAAAAACACCAGAUGAGGCUUUUACAGUAGCUAAAGAAAUUGGUUCAAAGGAUCUGGUUGUUAAAGCACAAGUACUGGCUGGCGGCAGAGGAAAAGGCACUUUUGAAGGCGGUUUGAAAGGAGGAGUAAAGAUUGUUUAUUCACCCGAAGAAGCCAAAGACAUUGCAUCUCAGAUGAUUGGGAAGAAGCUUUUCACAAAACAGACAGGUGAAAAGGGCAGGAUUUGCAAUCAUGUGUUUAUCUGUGAACGAAGGUAUCCCAGGAGGGAAUACUACUUUGCAAUUGCUAUGGAAAGGGCAUUCCAAGGCCCUGUACUAAUCGGAAGUUCCCAUGGCGGUGUAAAUAUUGAAGAUGUUGCUGCUGAAAAUCCAGAUGCCAUUGUAAAAGAACCCAUUGAUAUUGUUGAAGGAAUAAAGAAAGAGCAAGCUGUCAGGCUUGCAGAAAAAAUGGGCUUCCCUUCAAAUAUCGUGGAUGAAGCUGCAAACUGUAUGAUUAAUCUGUAUAAUCUCUUUAUGAAAUAUGAUGCUACUAUGGUGGAAAUAAACCCAAUGGUAGAGGAUGCAUCAGGGGUUGUAAUGUGUAUGGAUGCAAAGAUAAAUUUUGACUCCAAUGCAGCAUAUCGACAGAAGGAAGUGUUUGAGCUGCGGGACUGGUCACAGGAAGAUGAGCGAGACAGACAAGCUGCAAAAUCUGAUCUAAACUACAUUGGUCUAGAUGGCAACAUUGGAUGCCUUGUGAAUGGGGCUGGCUUGGCUAUGGCAACUAUGGAUAUAAUAAAACUUCAUGGAGGUACACCUGCAAACUUCUUAGAUGUUGGUGGUGGUGCCACAGUCCAUCAAGUAACCGAGGCAUUUCGACUGAUUACAUCUGAUAAAAAGGUCCUUGCUAUACUAGUGAAUAUAUUUGGUGGCAUUAUGAGAUGUGAUGUGAUUGCUCAAGGUAUCAUUAUGGCUGUAAAGGACUUGGAACUAAGGAUACCUAUUGUAGUCCGCUUGCAAGGUACAAGAGUAGAUGAUGCCAAAGCACUUAUUACGGCCAGUGGAUUGAAAAUACUUGCAUGUGAUGAUUUGGAUGAAGCUGCAAAAAUGGUUGUUAAACUUUCAGAAAUCGUAACACUGGCAAAACAAGCGCAAGUUGAUGUGAAAUUUCAAUUGCCAAUCUAAUGCUGCUUAAUGACUUUGAAGACCUGCAACUAUUUGUUUUUUUCCUGACCCCUUUUCCUGUUUAGAUUUUAAUUAAUGCUUGAUAACUUAAGAAUGGUUGCUGUGUGAAAUGAAUUGCUGCUUUGGAAUCAUUAUCACAACACUUAUACACAGAAAUUUACAGACAUAUAUAUCUGUGCAUAUUACCAGUAUUGUUCUGUUUUAGAUAAUGUUUGUUAUCACGUCAUCUCAAAGCCCACUGCUGGUUUAGCUGGUUUCAUAUCAAUGCCCUGGCAGUUUCGUUGGCACUGUUAAUGUAUAAGAAGCAGUUGAUGUUUGUGGCAGUACUGUAUAUAAAGGACUGUAGAAAAAAACCUAAAAAUGGUUUAGUAACAUUUUGUUUAGGUAAAGUAAUAGGAUGCUUCAUGAAUACAACCCUAAGCACUUAACCUGACUAUAACCACAAAUAUCAUCAUGCUGCUGGAACUUUGUUUCUUCUCAUUCUAUAGCUGUAUCCAACUAUACAAAGCCGCAAUUGAUUUCCUAAACACUGUCUGUUCCACUGUCCUUCCCAAUGUAAUUAGAACAAGGAUUAAACAAGUGACUGAUUUAGAGCUAUGAGUCCUUUUUGAAUUCUGUAGUAUUCAGGCAAAAUAGGAAUAAGGAUACACAAACAAUAUUUUCUUGUCAAAGUUUGUCCAUAAAAUGUUUGCAGACCUAUUUUUAUGCAUGUUUCUAUACUGCUUUAUAAGAGACCACUACAUUCAAUUGCCUAGAUGAUAGAGUCCUUUGGUAGUAUAAUAGUUUGCUUUGUAGCAAUGCUGUUGAUAUUUUGAAGGUGUAUGAAAUGCUAUAAAUAGUUACCAUUUUUACGCAUACAUCAUGAGCAGUUAAAUGUUCUGAUGUAUUCCAUGUGUAUAUACAGUAAAUAUGCAAAAUCACAAAAGGGGAAUUAGUCCUGUUGGGUAUUUAAAUGAGAGCUGCAAAAUGUAUCUAUUACUUCUCAAUGGGAGCAAAGUUACAAUUUUGCCAAAAUCUGUCUUGUAUUGACACAAGUGAUGUUACAUAAAGUGGGCAAAACACUGGCCUAAGUUGCCCACCAUAGACUCAGUUUAGAAGGUGGCAUUGCCCUGAUCAUCAGUUAUUAUUUCAUACACUACCAUCAGUACAAAAAUCAGUUUGAGGCAAAAAUGUUGAAUUUGAAACAAAUUAACCCCUUCUCAUUGAAGCCAUGGAGUCAAAAUACUUUGCCUUUAACAAACUGGGGAAAUUAAUGUUACAUUUUAUUUUUGUUUAAAGUAAUUGAAUAUUAAAUCAAUAAAAUGUAACCUUAAAGGUU